AUGGCCGCUUUGUUUACGCAAAGUGCGUAGCGUUACUCAGCGUACUCCACGCUGUCCAAGACGAGCCGUCCGUCGUCCUCACCGCAAGGCGUUUCGGGCUGCCGGGGGUUCGGCGUUUGUGACACAAACAAACCGAAGAACCGAGCGAAGAUGAGAAAAGGCCGUUCGUGAUAAAACCCCACAUUCCUGAAUGCGCGGUCUUCAUCACUUCCACGCUCCCGUUCGGCCUGUCAGCGUAAACCUGCGCAUGAACUGCCUUGGACUAGUCCGCUAGCUCGCCCACUAGCUAAGCCUAGGAUAGGAACCGCACAGUGACGCUCCAGCAUGACGGACAGCAUCAUGAGUAAAGCAGCCACGAUGGAGAUCCCCAUCAACAGUAAUGGGGACAGCCGGACUCUUGGGGAGGACGAUGGCCUGGAGCAGGCUCGAAAGGUACAGUGGGGAUUAGAUGAGAAGGAUCUGCAGCAGGUAAUGGUAUCUGGGCCCAACCUUAAUGAAACCAGCAUCGUAUCGGGUGGCUAUGGUGGCACAGCAGAAGGCAUCAUUCCUACCAGCUCCAUCAAAGGCCCUGCUGUUCGCCUCAACACUGAAUUUCUGGGCAACAGACGCAUCCCAGUUGCCUCCAUAUACCUCAUUACCCUUGCCACACCCCCUCCAGACCUACGAAUGAAGUGCAGGGGAAUUAGCGUUGCCCCCAGCCAGUCUGCCGCCAGCCGGAUAGCCAGCCAAUCAGACGACUUCCCCGGAUCCAGCAUGCACCACAGCAGCAGUUCUUCCAUGAUGGCGGAGGAAGCCACGAGAGGGGUUGCUGUGGAGAAGUUUGACAUGAUGAAGAAAUGGGGCCUAAACACCUAUAAGUGCACUAAGCAGCUGAUCUCUGAGCGGUUCGGGAGAGGCUCGCGGACUGUGGACCUGGAGCUGGAAGCUCAGAUCGAGGUGCUGCGGGACACAAAACGGAAGUACGAGAACGUGCUGCGCCUGGCCCGCGCGCUCACCAACCACUUCUACAGCAUGGUGCAGACGCAGCACGCGCUGGGAGAUACCUUCGCUGACCUCAGCCAGAAAUCUCCGGAGCUGCGGGAUGAAUUUGGCUACAACGCAGAAACCCAGAAGCUGCUGUGUAAGAAUGGAGAGACCCUGCUGGGCGCCAUCAACUUCUUCGUAUCCAGCAUCAACACGCUUGUCAAUAAGACUAUGGAGGACACGCUCAUGACCAUCAAGAUGUAUGAGAACGCAAGGCUGGAAUUUGAUGCCUACAGAGCUGAUCUGGAGGAGCUGAACCUGGGGCCUCGAGACGCCGUCACCAUUGCCCGCAUCGAGGCUGCGCAGCAGCAGUACCAGAUCCACAAGGACAAAUACGAGCGACUCCGCAGUGACGUCACCAUCAAACUCAAGUUCCUAGAAGAAAACAAGGUGAAAGUGAUGCACAAGCAGCUUCUUCUUUUCCACAAUGCCAUCUCUGCCUACUUCGCUGGGAACCAGCAGCAGUUGGAACAGACCCUCAAGCAGUUCAACAUAAAGCUCAAACCGCCAGGAGCCGACAAACCGUCCUGGCUGGAGGAGCAGUAAAAGUGCCCGUAGUGCCCUCUGGCUCCGCCCCCCCUUUCCUUUCAACCUGUUUAACCAGACAGAGCAAGCACCAGCCCCAGUCAUGCAGUCUAGCCUAUACAGCACCAUGGCAGCAAGAGGAUGCCCGUCCUAUAGCUGCUGUAGAAGAGAGGGGCUACUGCCUUUUUUCAACUUUCUCUCCUCCUCUACACCUCCGUCUCUUUCUCUCCCUUUGCCCUGACAUUGUGUUUGAUCAUGAGAAUAAGCAUCACUCCUAUCUUACUCUUUCCAAAGGCUGUCAUGUUUUGAGUUUGAAUGCGAGUCAACCCAAUGGUCAGUGGAAACUGACCGAAAUUUCCAGGGAACAACCUGUGGGCAUCAAUCCGAGCUCCUGUAGACUUCAAACUUCUCUCUCCAACCCCAGUGACCACAUGAAGAACUUUUUUUCCAAAAAGUUUUUUUUUUUUCCCCCUCCAAAUGCGAGGUUUUCACUUGUGGACCUGGACUUGUAGAUGUCAAGAAGACUGAACACUCCGAUUCUGAAUUUUCAAAGAAUGAAUUUCUAGGCGGGUUCUGGGUGACAAUAGAUCUGUGUUAUUUAUUUUCAUAAAUGUCCAGCUAAAUAUUGAACAUUGUACAUUUACCUUAUAACGAACAUCUGUGUGUGUUUACCAGAUCCCAUGAUGCAGAAGGGAAUGUUCGUAACUGUUGUUAAUCAUAGGCUACGUUCACAUUACCAGGCUGAAGUGGCACAAAUCCGAUUUUUUUGCCCUAAUGUGACUCAGAUCUGAUGUUUUCAGGGUUGUGUGGAGACGCA
This is a messenger RNA of Colossoma macropomum (tambaqui), 2365 nucleotides long. It is a transcript of the gene arfip2b, whose product is annotated as ADP-ribosylation factor interacting protein 2b. Gene Ontology annotation, biological process: intracellular protein transport; regulation of Arp2/3 complex-mediated actin nucleation. The record is from RefSeq and is a predicted model, not a curated record. Gene Ontology annotation, molecular function: protein domain specific binding; phospholipid binding. The transcript is spliced from 11 exons. Gene Ontology annotation, cellular component: trans-Golgi network membrane. The coding region runs from base 325 to 1569 and encodes 414 amino acids. NCBI's taxonomy places the organism in Eukaryota, Metazoa, Chordata, Actinopteri, Characiformes, Serrasalmidae.